GCUCAUUUGUCUGUUGAAGUGUCAGAAGAAAGAAGGAAAACAAAAAUCUGGAAUUACACAAUUCGCACUUAAUUCCCGCGUCUCAAAUACAGUACGGACAGCGAGUUAAAUCGGCUAGAAAGGUGCCUCACAAACAGAAUAGAGAGCAACCUAGCUAGGGUUUUGGCACAGAAAAGAAGAUGAAGCCCAAAAAAGUGGACAAAUCUUCCAAGCUGAUUUUGGAAGAGGUGAUUGGAUUGACGACUAAAGGUGCUAAUGGAUUGGCAUCCAGUAGUUCCAGUUCCAAAUGUGUGUAUAUAGCUGGAUGUGUUGCGGUUGUUUACGAUGUCGAUUCUGGAACACACUCGAAUCUUGUCGUUUCUCAUCGAAUGCCCAAGCCUUUGAGCUGCAUUGCUGUUUCACCAAAUGGAAAGUUUGUUGCAGCUGGAGAGUCAGGGUGUCAAUCUGCAGUUCUUGUAUGGGACUUGGAGAGCUCGGCUUCUCUAUUCGAACUCAAAGGCCAUCAACUUGGUGUGGCAUGCAUAGAUUUCUCUCCUGAUGGUAAACAUCUGGUUUCUGUUGGAUUUUCUCAUGAUGGCCACCUCCGCCUAUGGGAAUGGAGGAGUGGGAUAUUAGCUGCAAAGGUUAAAGCAAGUUCAUCCUUUACUGCUGUUGCAUCUGUCAAAUUCACAGCAGACGGAAAGUUCAUUUUAACUGCCGGCAAAAGUCAUUUGAAGUUUUGGAAACUAUCUAAAAGUUCUCGUGCUAAUGCCAGAACAGGAUUACUGGCAAUAUGCGGAAAUUCUAUAAAUUUAGGUCAUCACAGGGGAUGCUCAUUUGUAGCUCUUUCAUCUUCAUUUUUGACUAAAAGUAGAUUGGUCGAUUGCAAUCAAAAUCCAGAAAUCUCUCCUAUCCAUGCAUUAACAGAUACAGGUAUUUUGUGUCUUCUGGAUUCUCAAUUUAAAAUCACAAAAUCAGUUGACUUGAAGGUCAAGAAAGGAUUUGCUUUAUCUGCCUCCAACAACGUUGUUGCUUGUGCAUGCAACAAUGGGGUGGUUAAAAUGUUUGCAAUAUUAUCUCUUAAAUAUUCUGGAAGCUUGUUAUACACUGAAGUUAAAAGAUGCAACAAGCUUAUCGUCAAGGAGUGUGAUAUAAAAGCCAACGAAAGUGGAUAUCCUGAUGCUAUAGCUUGCCAAUUCUCACCCUCCAACAAACUUGUAGUGGUUUACGAAGAUCACUGCCUCUACGUAUGGGAUAUACAUGAUGAAUCCAAAGGUACCAAGUCUUGUGUACUAGUUUCGCAUAGUGCAUGCGUAUGGGAUGUUAAAAGUUUAUCAUGUGAACACAUGCACGAUCCUUCUCUUGCAUGUGCUGCUAGAGGUUGUCCCGGCGGAACCUCUUUCACAACUUGCUCGGCAGAUGGAACAAUUAGGUUGUGGGAUCUCAUUCUGCAGUCCGAGUCGUCAGAAGGUUACUCAUCUACAGUUAAUGACUGUUCUCUAGCAAUUACAGAACCAGAUGGCGCUUCUUGCUUAGUGAGUGCCGGAAUUUUUGAAAGAGAAUACGUGAUGUCAAAUACCAGGACCAAAGGGUUUCGCGCAAUGGCAGUCAGUUCUGAUGGAAAGCACCUCGCUGCUGGUGACUGUGAGGGAAAUCUCCACUUGUAUAACCUGCAUACUUCUGACUACAUAUAUAUACCGGAUGCUCACAAUGCUGAAAUCCUGUCAUUGACCUUUAGCUCACCUACAAAAAAUGAUUCUUCUGAGAAAGAUAUAGAAGUGUGCUACUUUCUUGCGUCAGGUGGACGAGACCAUAUAAUUCAUCUUUAUGACGUGGACAGGAAUUUUAAUCUUAUUGGAAGUGUUGAGGAUCAUUCAGCUGCUGUGACUUCUCUAAAAGUCAAUGCCAGUGGACGUAAACUCCUAAGCUGUAGUGCUGCUGGGUGUAUGAUGCUUCAUGAUGUAGCUGCAGCAGAAAAUGGUUAUAAUAUUUCUCGUUGCCCUAAUCAGGUGGCGUCUCAUGAAAAUGUAUAUGACAUGGCUGUAGAUGCGAUGCUGGAGUGUAUUGUCACUGUUGGGAAGGAUAAGAAGGUAAACACAUUUAACAUUGCUGCCGAGAAACUUAUUGGUUCAUUCAAACAAGAUGGAGAUUUUGGAGAGGCGAGAAAUACAACUUUGGAUCCAAGCAGUAGCUAUUUGGUAUCUUCUUACGCAAACAAGUCUAUAUGCAUGUAUGACUUUUUGACUGGGGAAUUGGUUGCACGAGCAGUGGGGCAUGGUGACACUAUAACUGGCAUCACCUUCUUACCAGAUUGCAAGCACUUGGUGUCUGUGGAUGCCAAUGGGUGUAUUUUUCUAUGGAAGCUACCUGACCCUUUCUCUUCUAGAAUAGUGAAGAGUGUUGAGAAAUUAAAUAUUCAUCUGUCCCCAUUCAUAAAAGAUCCUCCAGUAGCUUUUUCACAGAUACAAUUUCUUGAAGGGGAUGAUAGCCUAUGCAAAGCUAAUCCUUUAAAUGAAGCUGCAUUGCAGUAUUCGGGGUUUAACCUCCUUCGUGAAAGAAUGUCUUGCCAGGGAGGUAAUCCUGAAGAAAGCACAUCAUUUAAGUUUAGUGUCUCCAGGCUUCCAAAGUGGGCACAAGAGAAAGUUACUGAAGGUGGCGUGUUCCCUACAAGAGCCAAGUGCUCUUCAUUACAGCAAGUUGGCCUGCAAGAUGUCCCUAACUCCGUUAGAACUGGGAAAAGUUCUGUUGCACGACAUGAGUUACAUACGCCAUGUAAAGACAAUGUGGAAUACAGUACAAAAACUAGUACUACAACCAAGGGUUCAGAAGAUACCGAGAGCGGAUCAUCUACGACACCUAAAGAGGCUUCUAGGAGCUUUGCGUUAGAUAGGCGGUGGAUCACCAUUCAUACUGUAUGUUUGGAUCUGCUAAAUUCACCAGAGGUUUGGGAUAUGAAACAAAUGCAAGUGCAGCAGCCCUUUCGGAAUUUGUCAGGAGACAAUAUCGGGGAGGAUCCUACUGAUAAUCAGCACAUUAAGCUCUUAUCUGGGGUUGGGGACUGUAAAAUCGAUAAUUCUUAUGAAGAUACAAUUGGUAACCAUGCGAAUUGUGAGGGUACCAUGUCUAAUGAUACUUCCAGCUUGAACAACUCCGGUAGUAUAUACAAUAGUAUCAGUCCACAUGAUACCAGAAAUGCAGUUGCAUGCUGUCGUGAGAAUACUUGCAGCGGGUCAGAAGACUCAGAACAUAAGCAACCAGCCUCAACAGAAAGCCGGGGAGAAACAACGGAAUAUACUCAUCCCUCCACUGUUGAUGAUGAUCAAGAGAAUAAAACCCCGUACCCGAGUUCGGAAAAUUUGUUCGAAAAUAUCAAGGAUGGAAAAUCAUCGUUAAGGAGAAGGUACUCAUCGCAGUUUGUUGUCCGUCACGAUCUUCUUAGAGGCCAACAAAAACAGCUUGGGACACCCAUACGAAGUCGUGGUACAAUGAGCAGUAGUAAAGAUACCAGACCUUGUAUCUUGUUAGAGGACCACCAUUCUGUGCAGAUAUUUGAAGAGUCACCAAAACUUACUAAGCAGGGCAUAAAUGCAGCACAAGUAUCUUUGAGCCCGAAUUGCCUUAUCCCGCCAAAUGAUUCAGUUGGACUUUCUAGCAGACACGAGGAAUUCAAUUUCGGGGUAAAUGACAAAACUGAUACAAUCAGUUCAUGUGAAGAAGCAUUAAUCAGAUUGGAUUCUGCAACUGAGAAUGCACUAGAACAAUUUUCUAAGCUAGAUAGCUUGGCUUCAAAAAUAAAUGUUUUAACAGGUCCAGAAGCUCAUUUAUAUGAUGAAGCCACUAAGAUGCUUCCAUCAAUAGCAAAGAGAGUUCAUACCAUUGCCAGGUUGGCGCAGUCUAAACAGAACAAUAAUUGUGAGGAAUCAGGGAUAGAUAUUCCAAGUUUUGAACCUUUAUUAGGAAUAUUUGCGGAAAAUAUAUCACAAAGGGUGGUAGAAAUAUUGAAGAAAAACGCAGUCACUCUGUAAAAUGCUUAGCUAUAGAUAAAGUAGUUGCUUAUUAUCAGAGAUUUUUUGUACCUUUGUGAAUUGUUUAUCUAUUCACUAAAGAAAAUAAAACGAAGUAUCUAGCCUA
Daucus carota subsp. sativus is the source of this 4110-nucleotide messenger RNA. RefSeq lists its product as uncharacterized. The record is from RefSeq and is a predicted model, not a curated record. Bases 180 to 4004 code for a protein of 1274 amino acids. The transcript has 20 exons. Gene Ontology annotation, molecular function: protein binding. NCBI's taxonomy places the organism in Eukaryota, Viridiplantae, Streptophyta, Magnoliopsida, Apiales, Apiaceae.